This is a messenger RNA of Salvia splendens (bonfire salvia), 8557 nucleotides long. RefSeq names its product golgin subfamily B member 1. The transcript has 10 exons. Lineage: Eukaryota; Viridiplantae; Streptophyta; Magnoliopsida; Lamiales; Lamiaceae. The record is from RefSeq and is a predicted model, not a curated record. The coding region runs from base 214 to 8160 and encodes 2648 amino acids.
UUCUGAAACGCCUACCGAUUUCGGAAAGAAAUUCGAAAAAAGAAAAAAAUUAAGAAAAAAAAAUCAUCGCUUCAGAUCUAAGAGAGCGGUAUAUUCAAUUACACUCGACAUUCACCUCACCAAACGAGCGGUUCAAUCGGGGGUUUGUAGAGCAGCAAUCUGUUUAAUCCAAUGGUUAUAGGUAGCUGUUGAGAGCAUAUUGAAUUGGAUUGAAUGGAUAAUAACAAGAGUCGAGACGAUCUGCUCGCUGCCGGACGGAAAAAGCUUCAACAGUUCAGGAAGAAGAAGGAUAAUAAAGGAAAUAAUAGCAAGCCAUCGGGCAAAGGUGGUAAAUCUGGGCGUGAUAGGAAGGCAGACACAGUUUCUGAAGCAGCUGUGACAGAGCAAAAUGUUCCAGAUGGAGUAUUAUCCAAGCAUGAUGCAAGUGUAACUGUUGAUUUUUCAGAGUCAAGUUCUGGUGUGGUUGCAGAGGCAAGUGAUACAGCUACUGGUAUUUCCGAGCAUGAUGUAACAGGAGGCACUUCCAAUGACACAGCAGUAGAGCAGCAAAAUGAUGCAGAUGGAGAGAGAUUCAAGCAUGAUGCAGAAGAUACUACUGCUUUACCAGACUCAGUUUCUAGAGUGGAUACAGUAGCAUGUCUAUUGGAUGCUGCUGGAUUUCCAUCAGAGGGAUCGGGAAUGGAUAACACUAGUAAUGGAAAUGAUGUAUAUAUUAAGGCUUCCCUGGAGGAUGGAUCAUCUUCUCUGGUUCUUGAGGAUACAUCCAUUAAUAUUCCAGCAAUGGUUUUAGAAGAGAUGUCAGAAGAUUCCAGUUUACGUUUGCCCACUGAUUUUUCUUCUGGACUGGAGAGGGAGCAUGUGGAAGAGCAGGUAAAAGGUGUAGGGGCAAUGCAGGAAGUUGGCUGCUCCUUUUCCAGUGGAAAUCAAAUGGACUACCACAUGGCGAAUUUGCUUGAUGGAGAUAGUAUUCCUCCUUCAAAUGAUAUAACGGAGUCUAUUACAGACAGUAGGGAAGUUAAUUCAGGGAAUACUUUUGAUGAGGAGAAUAUCUCCGCCACCACACAACUCAACAAGAUUGACAGUGCAUCAUUGGCUGUUUCUGUUACCAAUUAUGCUGGAGAAGGUGAAGAGGCACAUGGACAUUCUUUUGGCACUUCUCCUUUAACUGAGUCCUCACUGGCGUCGACCAUAAGAUCUGCAACAAUGGGUCAAGAGAGAGAUGGUACGUCAUUUGGUUCAAAUGAUGAGAAAGCAGAGGCAGUUAGUGUCUCAGAUACAGAAGGUACUCAAGCAAGCUCUGGAUUUGUUGAGGUAGAAAGAUCUUAUGAGGUUGAAAAUAGAGAUACUGCAAAUGUGUUAGCAUGUAAACACGUAGACUUGUCAUCGAUUUUGAAUGGAAGUCUAGUCAAACUUUCCCAGCUUGCAGAAAUUUUACAGCUACUCGAUCAAGAUGAAUUCAGGUACAUAUUCGCGUCAAGAGAAUCAUCAGUUGAGAAACCUCGAAAUGCAGAUGAAACAACUGCCAAAGAAAUUGUGCAGUGCAGAAAUGAGCUUCAGGAGGUUGUAUCAGAGAAGGUAGAGCUCGAGAAUCAGCUUCAGUUAUCAAGAGCUGAGGCUGAAGUUUUUGCUGAUAAAGUUAAUGAAUUGCAGCAUAAACUAGAAAUGAAACAAGGAGAAAUGUCAACCAUAUUUUCUGAGCUAGUUGACUGCAGGAAUUUGGUAAAAGCCUUGCAAUCUGAAAAUGUGAACUUGAAUGAAAGUUUCGAAGUGAUGACUGAGGAGAAAAACAAACUUUCACAGGAGAGUAGGAACUUUUUGCUCGAAAAUGAAAAAAUCACCGAGGAAUUAUAUCAGCACAAAGUUUCUUUAGAGUCACUCCAGAAUUUGAUACAUGAUGACAGGAAAAGACUCGAGCAGGAAAAUAGUGGCAUGAUCAGUGAGAAUGGCAAAUUACUUGCUGAUUUGGCAGUGUGUCAGGAUACAGUGGAAGUUCUUAGGUUGGAAAACAAAAACAUAAAUAAGAUUUUGGCAUCUUUAUCAGAAGAAAGAAAAAAUCUCGAAGAGGAAAAAGUAUCAAUGUACCAUCAGUUUGGAAGAAUGUCAGAAGAAUUAAUUAACUGCAAAGAAUUGAUUCUAACUCUUCAAACAGAGAUCAUCACUCUAAAUGAGCGCAUCACAUCCAUAUGUAAUGAGAAGAGCAAGCUUGAAGAAGAGCAGAAGACAAUUUUCAGGGAGUAUGAAAAGCAAUAUCAUGAGUUGGUGGAGUUCAAAGUUCUGGAAGCAGUUUUGCAAGCGGAAUGUUGUAAGGCAGUGAAUGAUCUAAAAGAAGCCAGAACUUCCAUUAAGCAUCAUACUAUAGAAAACAAAUCCCUCUGCGCUGAUUUAGAGUUUCUCAAGUUUAAAAUAAAAGAAUUCGACUGUGAGAAAAUCUCAUCUCAGUUUGAUGAAGUUGCAAGUCAAGCUCUUAAGAAUGAUAGUGGUGCGUUACAUGAGCACAAAUCUUAUCAGUCAUCUGGGGAACAGACGAAAUUGGAUAUUUACAAUGACUCAUUUGGAUUUCUAUCACUAAAAAGGAACUUGGAGGAAGCAGGAGUUCUAGUGCAAAAACUUGAGAGGGAAAUUGACAGAAUGCACUUAGAUUCAUCUUCUUUGAGUAGAUCGAUGGAUGUUUCCCCUGGAGUGUCUCAAUUGAGUCAUACUUUUGAGCCAAAAGGUUACACAUAUAAGGAUGACCAAGAUUCAGACAUAUCCCCUUCAUCAGAAGGUCGCACAACUGAAGAUUCAUGCGUUAGAACAAAAAUGUUUGCACAAAAUCUCAAAAUAUUGCUCAAAGAGUUAGAAAAUGAUGCAGAGGAUGCCAGUGAAUUCUUUAGAGGUAUGCAGAGUAAACUGCUGUCUAAUGCCUCUAGAACAGAAUUGAGCAAGUAUUAUACUACAUUGAAAGAGCACAAUGAUCAAGUACAAGAAGCAAACAUAGAGCUUAUGGUUGUCUACGAGGCUAUGAGAGAGCUUAUCCAUCAUGUUAUUGCAAAAGAGAAUGAACUUCUUGGUCUAUGUGAUACCACGCAGAAGCAAGAAGCAGUUCUAAAAUCAGAGAACCAUCAUCUUCAAGAGAAGGUGAAUGCUUUUCAAGCUCAUAUUAAUGAGCUGCAGGUUCAUUUGGAGGGACACUGUAGAGACUCAGAUGAGAUGGCUGCUUCAAUUUCCAAUCAACUGCAAGUACUCCAGUCAGAAGUGGCUGACAGAGAAUUGAUUCUUCAAGAAGAACAGAGUUCUGUUUCAGCUCAGAUUCUUCAGACUGUUGGCCUGCUGGAUUCGACGACAAAGAAUAUUUCUGGCAACCCAUUUCCUAGUGGAAAUAGCAACCCUGAUAUUGUUGGCUGUGUUGCUGCUUCUGUUGAUGGUGCCUGCAAAGUGAUUGGGGGUUUGCAUGGUCAACUCGAGGCUGCGCAAAAGGAUUUUCACGAAAUGGAACACAAAACUAAUGUGGCUCUGAGCAUUUUGCAUCGACUUUACAGUGAACUUGUGAGGACAUUAUUUGGGUAUUACCCAGAUGCAGCAGAUGAAGUCGUAGCUGAUGAUAAAAAGCUGGAUCUUUUACAUCCUAAUUUUUUUGAUGACCUGUUGGACCAAUUGAAAAAUCUUUAUAGUGAGAAGUUGGAGCUCGAGUCUGCAAAUAAACAACUCAGUUCACAGAUGACUGACACAGCAAGGGAGACUGACGAACUGCAAAACUUAUGUCUGAAAUCAGAUACAGUUCUCAAGUUAAUUGGCGAGAUCGAACAAUCAGUAAAGUUGGAGAGGCCAGCUAUGUGUGAGGAUGAACCUGCCUUACUCCUGGAGUCUCUGAUUCAUUUGCUCGUACAGAAAUGCAGAGAAACUGGUCAGGACUCAAGCUUAUGUGUAUCUCUAGAAAUGCAAUUACAUGAUUUGCAGGGUGAAGUGGAAUGCUUGAACUUAUCUCUUAUGGAAUAUGGAAAUGAGAACCUGGUUUUUAAGCACAGUCUGAAGAGUGCUCAAGAGAUUAUUAUUGCUCUCAAUUCUAAAGUAAAUGAGAAAGUUGCUGAGCUAGAACUGUCUGAGCAGCGAAUAUCAUCCCUCAGAGAGAAGUUAGGUAUAGCAGUUACAAAGGGGAAAGGCCUUAUUUCGCAACGGGAGAGUCUCAAGCAAUCGUUGGCUGAAAUGUCCAAGGAACUGAAGAAAUGUUCCCAAGAAUUACUUUCUAAAGAUGAGAGGCUUCAUGAACUCGAAACAAAUGUAAAAGUCUACUCUGAGGCAGGUGAGCGCAUGGAAGCCCUGGAAUCUGAGCUCUCAUACAUUCGCAACUCAGCUACUGCACUAAGAGAGUCAUUUCUGCUUAAGGAUUCUGUCUUACUGAGAAUAGAAGAGAUUCUAAACGAUUUAGAGCUUCCAGAGAACUUCCACUCCAAAGAUAUAAUUGAAAAGAUUGACUGGUUAGCAAAAAUAGUUGGAAGUCACUCCUUGCCUCUUGGUGAAUGGGAUCACAGAAGCUCAGCUGAGGGAGGUUCAUAUUCUGAUGCUGGAUUUGGGGGUUCAGAUGGCUUGAAAGAAGAUAUGCAGCCAAUCCCUACUUCUGCUGAGGACUUAAGGAGAAGAUAUGAAGAACUACAAAACAGAUUUUACGGGUUAGCUGAGCAAAAUGAGAUGCUUGAACAGUCACUAAUGGAAAGGAACAACCUUGUGCAGCGAUGGGAAGAGAUUUUGGACAGAGUUGAUAUGCCAUCUCAUCUGCGAUCUGUGGAGUCUGAUGAUAAGAUUCAGUGGUUGGGAAAUGCUCUAUCAGAGGCACAAAACCACUCUUAUUCUCUCCAGCAGAAGAUUGAUAACUUGGAGACCUUUUGUGGAUCCCUCAGUGCUGAUGUGGAAGAUUCAAAAAGAAGAGCAGCUGAGCUUGAGACAGCCUUCCAUCAGGCUUGUGCAGAAAAAGAAAUCCUAGCAAAGGACUUGGAGAUGCUGAGACAAGAUAGUGAUGAAAGCAUAAAAAGAAUAGCUGAUUUUUCUCUUAGAAAUGAGAAUCUCCAAAAUGAAUCAAGUUUGUUACAAGCACAGAAACUUCACUUGGAGGAAUAUAAGGAUCGUAUUGAGGGUGCAAUUAGAAGACUAAAGGAAAUAGUUAAUGAUGCUCUUCAGGAUUCUUGUCCUGAAGAUGUGGAACUUGAUCGGGAGGGGGUUGAAUAUUUCGAAGAAAUGUUAAGGAAACUUGUAGAGAAACAUAAGACACUAUUAUCUGAGAAGCUUGUUAGUGUAGAUUCAACUGAUGUGCAUGCCACUGGAAAGGGGGAGCUGUCAAACACAUCCAGAGAUUUUGAAGAGCCAGAUGUCUCGACUCUGAGCAAAAAACUAGAUGAAUGUAUGGGUGAACUAAUGAGCUUGAAGGAGGAGAAAGAUAGAUACAUGCAGACCAAUCAAUCCCUAGUCUGUGAGUUAGAGGGGCUGGAAGUAAAAAAGAAAGAAUUGGAAGAACUACUUAAUCAGGAAGAGCGUAAAUCAGCUUCUUUGAGAGAGAAGCUUAAUGUUGCUGUUAGGAAAGGGAAGUCCUUGGUGCAACAGCGAGAUGUCAUGAAGCAAUCAAUCGAAGAACUAAAUGCUGAGGUUGAGCGCCUCAAGUCUGAGACCAAGGACACUGAAAAAACUAUUUCUGAAUAUGAGGAACAGAUCAAGAACUUGUUUGCUGCCCGUGACAGGAUACAAGAAGCGGAAUCUGAAAAUAGUUUCCUCAGGGAUCGCAUGGCAGAAACUGAACGCUAUAUGCAGGAGAAAGAGCGUAGCUGGAGCAGUAUUUUGAAUGCUUUGGGUGAAAUAAAUGUUGGUAUUGAAUUUCAUUCUGUAAAUCCAGUUGAGAGGAUAAAGGAAAUAGGCAAGCUUGUGCAUGAUCUACAUGGUCAAAUGGAUUCCCUUGAACAGGAAUCAAGAAAAUCUAAAAGAGCAGCUGAACUGCUACUUGCUGAGCUGAAUGAAGUUCAGGAAAGAAAUGAUGGCCUUCAAGAUGAGCUAGCAAAAGUUGUUAAUGAACUUUCAGAAGUUUCCAGGGAAAAAGAUCUAGCUGAAAAUGCAAAACAUGAAGCUAUUGCACAUUUCGAAAAGCUAUCUUACUUACAAUCAGAAGAAAAGGAGAGGCAGAUGUCUGAAAUUACGGUUUUAAAAUCUGGUGUGGACAACAUGAAAAAUGAUCUUUCUUCAAUUGACAGAGAUCUGGGGGAUGUUCUAUCUAAAGAUUUGGAAGUUCUGUACAACGUGAAGGCUACUAUGAAAUCAUUUUUUGAUUUUGAUGGCUUUCCUGCUCUGGGUGCUCUAUUUCCUGCUAGCUUACCUGGGGGCACAUUGUCAGCAAAAUCAGAGAACAAGGUUUUUAUGACCCAUAUUGAUUCUAUCCGGGAGAGAAUUCAUGAUCAUUCACGUUUAUUACAAGAAGAAUCAUUUCAGUUAUCUGAAAUCAUCAUGAGUGUCCGUAGAGAAUAUGCUUCUGAGAAGGAGUUCUAUGAAUCUGUAAAGAGAGAUGCUGAUCAUUUGCAAUCAAUUGACAAAGAGAAGGAGUCAAGAUUGCAUAUCUUGCAAGGGAAUAUUUCAUUGUUGUUUGAAAGCUGUGCUAGUGCAAUUUCAAGACUUGAAAAUUGGGAGGAACAUAUGGUUGAAAAUUCAUUGGCAUCUAGAUCUCCACUGAGGAACUUGAAUUCUCAAAAUCAAAUUGCAGUAAAUAUUUCCAUUGGCGAUGCUCGUAUCUUCAAUGAGGAAAUAGUUAGGAGCAUGUGUGACAAACUAUCACUGGUUGUGGGGGAUUCCAUAAGCAUGCAUACUAAUGAGUUGGCCAAAGUGAUGGAAGUUGGGCAGAGUGAGAUGAAGAGUACCAUAAUGAAUUUACAGAAUGAACUUCAAGAGAAGGACAUCCAGAGAGAGAAAGUUUGCAAGGAACUUGUUGAUCAGAUAAAGGAAGCCGAAACUACUGCAAAGAAUCAUCUACUUGACCUUCAGCAAGCAAGGAUAGAGCUAGAUGAUACACGGAGACAGUUGGAUGCAAUGGGUGAGGAGCAUAAGUUGUUGGAACACAGAUUGAAAGAACUCCAAGUUAAUGAAACUAAUGCAACAGAUUUGCAGCUGAAAGUUAACUCACUGACAGAUGAAUUAGCUGCAAAAGUACAAGAAUGUGAGGCGCUGAUGCACGCCCUUGAUGAAGAGGAGACGGAAAUGGAAAACCUUGCAAACAAGAUUGCGGGGUUUGAAAAUGAGUUGCAUCAAAGGAACAAAGACUUGGAGAACCUUGAAGCUUCCCGUGCUAAAGCUUUAAAGAAGCUUUCUGUUACCGUGAGCAAGUUUGAUGAAGUUCAUUAUCUCUCUGAAAAUCUCCUAUCUGAGGUUGAGAAACUCCAAUCCCAGCUGCAAGAUAAAGAGGGAGAGAUUUCUUUUCUUAGGCAAGAGGUUACUAGGUGCACUAAUGAUGCACUGGCUGUUACACAAAUGAACAAGAAGAGUUCUGAUGAGAUUCGGGAGUUGCUUGCUUGGCUUGAUUCCUCGAUAUCUCAUUUACUGGUCAAUGAUGUGACUAUUGAUUAUUCGAAUCAUUUGGUCGAGGAAUGUAAAGAGGUAUUACAGAAGAAAAUUUUAAACUUGAUAUCUGAAUUGGAGAAUCUUCGUGUGACGACCCAGAACAGAGAUAUACUGUUGCAAGAAGAGAGAGCUAAAGUGGAUGAACUAACACAGAAAGAACAGCAUCUGAAGAACUCAUUGCGUGAAAUGGAAUCUCAAAUAGUUAUGCUUCAAGGUGCUGGAGAUUCUGAUAAAGCUACAAUGUCUUCUUCAGAGAUUGUGGAGGUUGAGCCUAAGGCAAACAAAUGGACGUCUAGUGGGACCAUUGCUACGCAAGUUCGCAGUUUGCGGAAACCAAAUAAUGAUCAAGUUGCUGUUGCAAUAGAUAUGGAUGACAGUAGUCAGGGGCUGGAGGAUGAUGAUGACGAUAAAGCUCAUGGCUUUAAGUCGCUGACCACAUCAAAAAUUGUCCCGAGAUUUACAAGACCUGUCUCAAACUUGGUUGAUGGAUUAUGGAUGUCCUGUGACCGAGCCCUAAUGCGACAACCUGCUUUACGUCUUGGUCUAAUCCUGUAUUGGGCUGUGUUGCAUGCCAUGCUUGCUACUUUAGUAGUCUGAGAAUCUAAACAACUGUCCUGCAGGUCUCUGAUGAUUCUAGGUUUGACAUCACAGCUUCAGGUGUGGCUGAGAUAGGUUUAUAAGCUCUCAUAUGUAUAGUCAUAUAUAGAUCGAUCGUUCUUUCAUCAUUCAUGGACCAGUGAACUGUGAUUUCCUCACUUUUAGAACACAGAAUCACAGAUGGCUUGGUGUUUGUUCAAUAAGAGGAGAAGUUUUAAAUAGGAGGACGUGAAUACAUAGUGGAGAAGUAGUUGAUUAUAGUUGACACAAUUUAUUCUCCUGUUUUUAGUUGUAGCUUGACUAGCAAAUGUGCCCUUGGUUUUGUUCAUUCUCUCUGUGGAAUUGGGAUUUUGUUGUAUGAUGAUUGAUGAUGCAUCACCCAUAUAUUAUUGCUCUA